Messenger RNA from Cottoperca gobio, 3163 nucleotides. RefSeq names its product sodium-dependent neutral amino acid transporter B(0)AT1-like. The transcript has 12 exons. Gene Ontology annotation, biological process: sodium ion transmembrane transport; nitrogen compound transport; neutral amino acid transport. Lineage: Eukaryota; Metazoa; Chordata; Actinopteri; Perciformes; Bovichtidae. Bases 1 to 1905 code for a protein of 634 amino acids. The record is from RefSeq and is a predicted model, not a curated record. Gene Ontology annotation, cellular component: apical plasma membrane; brush border membrane; plasma membrane. Gene Ontology annotation, molecular function: neutral L-amino acid transmembrane transporter activity.
AUGAGACUGUUUCUUCCAAACCCGGGCCUGGAUGACCGGAUCCCCUCUCACGCGGACCUGGAGAGGAUGGAGAAGGAGAAGGCAGGAGACAGGCCCAAAUGGGACAACAAAACCCAGUAUCUGCUCACCUGUGUGGGCUUCUGUGUGGGACUUGGCAACGUCUGGAGGUUCCCUUACCUGUGUCAGAGCCACGGAGGAGGUGCUUUUAUGAUCCCUUUUCUUAUCCUGCUUGUCCUGGAGGGAAUACCACUGUUGUACCUGGAGUUUGCCAUCGGCCAACGCCUUAGAAAGGGUAGUGUAGGGGUUUGGGCUGCAAUUAACCCCUACAUGACUGGAGUUGGUAUUGCAUCCAUGACUGUCUCAUUCUUAGUGGGCAUGUACUACAACACCAUCAUAGCCUGGGUGAUGUGGUACUUCUUCAACUCUUUCCAGAGCCCGCUGCCAUGGAGCCAAUGUCCUCUCAACGAUAAUCUCACAGCUCGAGUGUCAGAAUGUCAACGCAGCUCUCCAGUGGACUACUUCUGGUACAGAGAGACGCUGAACACCUCAGAGGCUAUAGAGGACGCUGGAAGUGUGCAGUGGUGGAUGGUGCUGUGUUUGGCUGCUGCUUGGAGUGUGCUCUAUUUUUGCUGCAUUAGAGGGAUUGAGACCACAGGCAAGGCUGUGUACGUCACCUCCACUCUGCCAUACGUGGUCCUCACCAUCUUCCUCAUCAGAGGACUGACUCUGAAAGGGUCUGUAGAGGGAAUCAAGUUCCUGUUCACACCAGAUCUAGAUGAGUUGGUGAAGCCAUCAACGUGGUUGGAUGCAGGAGCUCAAGUGUUUUACUCCUUCUCUCUGGCCUCUGGAGGUCUCAUCUCAUUCUCCAGCUACAACCCUGUUCACAACAAUUGUGAGCAAGAUGCUGUUAUCAUCUCCAUUAUUAAUGGCUGUACUUCUAUCUAUGCUGCCACCGUCAUCUACUCCAUAAUUGGCUUCCGGGCAACAGAGCAGUUUGAUGCCUGCGUUAAUGAAAACAUCAUGUUGCUGCUGAAUGCAUUUGAUCUUUCUGAGGGGACGGUCACAGACAGCAACUAUGAUGAAAUGCUGCAAAAGCUCAACAGCACGAUCUCAGGGCCAGAGGUCAUUCAGGGGCUGGACCUCAGCACCUGCAACCUUAUGACUUUUCUUAGUGAUGGAGUGGAGGGAACGGGUCUAGCCUUUAUCGUGUUCACAGAGGCCAUCACAAAGAUGCCCUUUUCUCCCCUAUGGUCCGUCCUCUUUUUCAUCAUGCUCUUCUGUCUCGGGCUCUCCACCAUGUUUGGAAGUAUUGAGGGAGUCGUGGUUCCCCUACAGGACCUACAGAUCUUUCCUAAGAAGUGUCCUAAAGAGGUGCUCACAGGAAUUGUAUGCUUCUCAUCCUUCUUGAUUGCGCUCAUCUUUGCUCUGCGGUCUGGUAAUUACUGGUUAGCACUCUUUGACAGCUACGCAGGCUCCAUCCCUCUGCUCAUUAUUGCCUUCUGUGAGAUGACUGGUAUAGCCUACGUGUAUGGAAUAGAUAGGUUCAAUGAAGAUAUUGAGUUCAUGAUUGGACACAAACCCAACAUCUUCUGGCAGGCCGCGUGGAGAGUGGUCAGCCCUUUGAUUGUCUUAAUCAUCUUUGUGUUUUACUUUGUCACCAAAGUCAGCGCUGAACUCACUUACAUCACCUGGAAUCCAAGCUCGGAAAACUUCCCGGUGUUGGAGACAGUUCCCUAUCCUGACUGGGUCUAUGUUAUUAUUUUCCUUCUGGCUGGAGUUCCCAGUCUUUUGAUCCCAGGAUUUGCUUUAUACAAAUUAUUCCAAAGAUGCUGCUGCAAGAAAACCAUCAAAAAACUUGAUCUCAUCACUGUAUCUGCCAAAGUCGACAUGUAUGACACUAACUAGAUUGUCAUACACCAUUUUUGACUGAAGGAGCUGCAACUAGAGGACUCAACACAAACAAGCCCUUUGACUAUAUGUUAUACCUAAAAACAUUUGAGUGAAUGACAAUAAAAAUCAAGGGUUCAAACCUUCUGUGUAGAGUUUUUUCCCCGUGGGCGCUCUGGUGUCCUACCCCUGUACAAGGUGUACCCUUAUUUUCGGCCCAUUCUCAAAAAGCCUGGUGCUGACCCAGCUGACCUAAACCAUUACCGGCCCAUCUCCAAAACCCUUGAGCGAGUUGUUGUUGCUCAACUUAAGCUGCACCUCGACACAAACAACCAACAAACUCACCAACGACCUCCUCCGUGCAGCGGACUCUGGACUACUCACCAUCCUUAUCCUCCUUGACCUCACCACUGCCUUUGACACCAGACACUCAUCCAGAGCCUGGCUGACAUUGGGAUCUCUGGUGUCCUUGGGUAUCUUGAAAGGCGCCUCCAAAUAAAAUGUAUUAUUAUUAUUAUUAUUUUCUGUAACCAGUGUAGCAUUAAAGCAUGGCGGAAUUAACAAGCUAGCUAACCAGCCAGCUGUGUGCUAGUUAGCAAGCUAGCUUGCUAGUUCAGCAAAUAAUUUUAUUUUGUAGUCAAAUGACCACGGAAAACAGUUUAAUGUGCGUUCUACUCUCAUUCUAUUCCUAUGGUAUACAUUGACGGCUUCAGUGACUUGCUUAAAAUCAGCCUUGAUAUGGCUGCUAUAGCUCUGUAAAUGCCGACGUUAUAAUUUUUUGUUAAGUUAUCUCAUUUGAAGGAAACACCGAUAAGGUUUAUAUUGCUUAACAAUUACACUGCAUAAUUUUUCCCCCUGACUCAAAUAGGUAAAUCUCUUUCUCUACUCAUUAACAUUUUAAUAACUACUCAAAUAAUUAACAAAAGCAUGGUUGAGCAUUUGUAUUACACAUCUGAGAGAAUAUGGACUACACGUGCCUAUGCUGAUAUGAUAAGCUUGUAGAUCCAACGCAAUAAAACAGUCUUGAGAUUGCUCAAGGAUUGUAAAAGACGAGCUAUGUAUAGAUAAGCUAUGAUAGAAAAUGUGUUGCCUCUGUACAGUAUUUCAUUAUAUCUUUCAAACAAAAUAAGACACAUUGUUAGAGUUUUGCAACAUAUUUUGGACAUUCUUGUUAACUAUGAAGAAAAUCUUUUGGUCUUAAUCUUCAUGUGACAAACUGGGGUCCCCGCAGACCCCAGAGCUAUACUCUCUAUAUCUCACAGGUGCUUUAUUAAAU